CCGCGACUUAUUCCCCCCUCCCCGAUUUAUACUGGAGCUGUACUUGCCGUACGCACCACUGCCGGGGGGUGGCGGGAUCCUCCCGGCGGUGAGCAGCGGGCCCGGCUCGGGCGGGUGUCGUCCCGUGCUGCUGGGUGGCGUCGAUCUGUCCAUGUCGGCGGCGAUGCAACCGGUCGCCACGCUACCCGCGCUGCCGAGUUCCGGCCCGCCGCCGCCGCCGCCGCACAAUCCUCUCCACCAUACGGGCGGGGGGCUGGCGUUGGGCUCGGCGCCGGUCAUGAUGCCGCGGCCGCCGACCACCGUUAUGCCACCCCUGGGCCCCUCCUUGCCGCCCCCGCACCAGGACGCCGCCGAUUUGGCCGAGGCUGCCCCCAACCAGGACGUCCUCCUGGCCCUCCUCGCCAGGAACAAGAACUUGGAAGAACGGAAGAUCGAAAUACCAAGCUGUUUUCCGAUCAAGGAAGAACCUUCGAUACCAAAGUGCGGAGGCUGUCAAGAAGCGAUAUUAGACAAAUAUGUUCUGAGGGUUCUCGAGAGGUGUUGGCAUGCGAGGUGUCUCACGUGCAGGGAUUGCGGCGCAAGAUUGACCGAUAAAUGUUUUGCAAGAAACGGUCACGUUUUCUGCAAGGAUGACUUCUUCAAGUAUGGCAGGCGUUUUGGAACGAAAUGCGCGGGCUGCGGCCAAGGAUUGGCACCAUCUCAGGUCGUGCGUAGGGCGCAAGAGUUGAUCUAUCAUCUAACUUGUUUCUCGUGCGCCCUUUGCUCUCGACAGUUGGACACCGGGGACGAGUUCUAUCUGAUGGAGGAUAGAAAGCUCGUUUGUAAACCCGACUACGAGCAGGCUAAGGCAAAAGAAUUGGCAGACGGAGGGAGCAUAGACGGUGAUCAACCGAAUAAAAGGCCAAGGACCACGAUCACCGCGAAACAGUUGGAGACCUUGAAAUUAGCGUACAACACCAGCCCUAAACCAGCGAGACACGUGCGAGAACAACUUUCUCAGGACACAGGACUAGACAUGCGCGUCGUUCAAGUCUGGUUCCAAAAUAGGAGAGCAAAAGAGAAGAGACUGAAAAAAGAUGCCGGUAGAACAAGAUGGUCUCAAUAUUUUCGAAGUAUGAAAGGAACAGGGGCUGGUGGACAUUCGCCUAGACACGAUAAGCUUCUUGAAAAGGAUGAACUCAAGGUCGAUUUAGAUUCCACUUUUGGUCACCAUGAUUUGAGUAACGACAGUUACGGGACAGUGGUGAACAUGGGAUUAGAUGGCGAAGGUGCGAGUCCAGGUGGGGGCGGAAAUGGGGCAGGCGGGGGCCCUCCACGUGGUUAUCUAGGCGCAACGACCCCCCCUUAUCUCUCAACGUCCAGAUCACCGUCCUUACCACCUCAGUUUCCAUAUCCACCGGAUGCCGGCCUCUCCGUCUACACCACUCUUGGAGGCGCGGGUGGGAUGGUACCAGGACCGGCGUCGGAUUUGAGCAACGAAUCGAGCGGAGGCGGUGGAGGCGGCGGAGGUGGCGGUGGAGGUGGUUACCCGGACUUUCCACCCUCGCCCGAUUCAUGGCUCGGCGAACCACCACCUCCACACGCUCACCACCAUUCCCACUACGCCACAUAACCCGGCAAACUGACGCGUUGCCAACCACCGUUCGUAAGAACGGAUCGACGCAAGGCGUUCACUUGACGACCCGUUUGCCUGCGAGGCAAGGCUUGUACCGAAAACUGAGCCCCCCUCCCCCCACUUUCGGAUCGAUCUGUCCACUUUCGUCGAUCCAACGCCUCGUUACGAUUCCCGUACGACGCCUCGGCGAGAGGAUCUCGAUGUUUCUCGGUGUAUCGCCAAAUAGAUGAUCCAUCUAGAGGUGGAACUCGAUCGAAGAGAUGGCCGUUUCGAGGACCGUCUCGAACGAAGAAGUCAUUCCAACACACCGUAUUCUGCACCGUCCCGGCGGGUUUCCCAUCAUCGGAAUGAUGCCAUGUGUCGCUAUCGUAUAUAACGUUACUUUAUAGCGCAAAUACGAUACGGAUUCGAUUAGGUACGAUUAAUUUAAAUAUAUUUAUGUACAAGUUCCUCGUUUCCCGGUACUACUGGAGUUUAAUCGUCGAAUAAAGGAAAAA
This is a messenger RNA of Apis florea (little honeybee), 2112 nucleotides long. RefSeq names its product Lim3 homeobox protein (gene Lim3). Gene Ontology annotation, molecular function: RNA polymerase II transcription regulatory region sequence-specific DNA binding; zinc ion binding; DNA-binding transcription factor activity, RNA polymerase II-specific. The record is from RefSeq and is a predicted model, not a curated record. Lineage: Eukaryota; Metazoa; Arthropoda; Insecta; Hymenoptera; Apidae. Gene Ontology annotation, cellular component: nucleus. Gene Ontology annotation, biological process: regulation of transcription by RNA polymerase II; neuron differentiation.